Messenger RNA from Penicillium salamii, 1515 nucleotides. NCBI's taxonomy places the organism in Eukaryota, Fungi, Ascomycota, Eurotiomycetes, Eurotiales, Aspergillaceae. The record is from the annotation of a GenBank genome assembly.
AUGUUCAAACAUAACCUUCGGGGUAGGCGUCUGGUAUUUGCCGUCACAGCAGCCUCCUGCCAGGCAUUUCUCUUGCUCGGAUAUGACCAAGGUGUGAUGUCAGGCCUUGUUGGGGCGGACAAUCGAUUCGGUCGGGACUUCAACAAUCCAGAUGCUGCGUUGCAAGGAGACAUAGUGGCCCUAUAUGACAUCGGGUGUAUUAUCGGAUCCAUCGUGGUGUUCUUUAUUGGUGAGAGACUUGGACGUCGUUGGAUGCUUAUGACUGGUGGAACUAUCAUGAUCUUGGGCACUGCCAUUCUGGCUACUUCCACUACGGUUGCACAGCUGAUUGUUGGCCGGAUUGUUACCGGAGUGGGAAAUGGCAUGAAUAGCAGUACUGCCCCUGUCUACCAAAGCGAGAGCGCCCCUUCCGAGAUUCGAGGAACUCUCCUGACUCUACAGGGAACCAUGACGAUUCUCGGGCUUUGCAUCGCAUACUGGCUGGACUAUGGAACCAGUUUCACGGAUUCAUCGUUGCAAUGGCGCUUUCCCCUUGCAUUCCAGGCUGUGUUUGCUGUUUGUCUGGUUUUGCAGGUCAUCGGACUCCCCGAAACACCCAGAUGGCUCAUGAAGAACGAUCGAUAUGAAGAAGCACGUGAGGUGAUUGCGGCAAUCAAUGACGUUUCGCCCGAUGACCCAUUGGUCAUUCAAGCGUUGGCCGAUAUCGAAAAGGCGGUACACGAGGAUAUCCAGGGUGAUCAAGUGGGAUGGCGAGAUUUCUUCUCGCAUGGAAAAUUGCAAAACUGGCGAAGAUUGCUCCUAAUCAUACUCAUUGAGAUCAUGCAACAGUUUACAGGGUCUAAUAUGAUCAACUACUAUGCCCCCACGGUGUACACGGAUGCCCUUCACAUGUCCAGGAAUAUGUCAAUGAUCCUAUCCGGCUGCACAUCGCUUGCAUAUCUGGUCGGCUCUGCUCUUCCACUUCUCAUGAUGGACAAGUUUGGACGCCGUAUUCUGCUCAUCGUGUCCGCCGCCGGGCUCUCAUUCUGUUUCAUGAUGGUGGCUAUACUUCUUUCCUUUGAUCAAGUGCAGGAUGCAUAUGGGGCCACUGCAUUCAUUUUCCUGUUUCAAAUUUUCUACGGUCUAGGGUGGCUACCAGUUCCCUGGUUCUACCCCUCCGAGAUCAGUACGACCUCUCUACGAUCUAAAAGUGCUGCAAUAGCUUCGGCGUUCAACUGGCUUUCUGUGUUUGCGGUAGUAAAGAUCACCCCGAUCGCAAUCGAAAAUAUCAAUUGGCGAGUCUUUGUCAUUUUUGCUGUUCUCAAUUUCCUUUGGAUCCCAAUUGUGUAUUUCUUCUAUCCGGAAACGAAGGGUCUCGAGCUAGAAGACAUCAACUUAAUCUUUGCCAAAGGUGGCUUCACCGGUGGUGUCUUUUCCUCGGGAGGUCAGCCAGUUGUUCCUCAUCAACACGCCCGGGAAACCGAAUUGGAAGGCAAACAGCAAGCUGACAUGAUAGAGAACGUCGAGCACACUUGA